CCCGACGUUGCGUCAAAAUGGUCCUCAAUGCUCUUGUGAACAAGCCUAACCGUGUCGUGGAGAAGCAGAAGCUCGUGCAGAGCUCACACGAGCCCAUAUACUACCGUCUGCCUCGCUCGAAGCUCUACGUCAACGCGUACUUCGCCCUCUUCACGGUGGGCAUGCUCAGCUCGACGUACGGUAUCUACCGGCUCAUCCGGGGCAAGCCCGCUGGUGAAUGAUUGGUCUAGCACACAGAUGCAAUGUCAAUGUAGCCUUUCGUCGUUCUUAAUUUCAAC
This is a messenger RNA of Dichomitus squalens LYAD-421 SS1, 278 nucleotides long. RefSeq lists its product as uncharacterized. The record is from RefSeq and is a predicted model, not a curated record. Bases 18 to 221 code for a protein of 67 amino acids. NCBI's taxonomy places the organism in Eukaryota, Fungi, Basidiomycota, Agaricomycetes, Polyporales, Polyporaceae. The transcript is spliced from 5 exons.